This is a messenger RNA of Anopheles funestus (African malaria mosquito), 3846 nucleotides long. RefSeq lists its product as uncharacterized. The record is from RefSeq and is a predicted model, not a curated record. NCBI's taxonomy places the organism in Eukaryota, Metazoa, Arthropoda, Insecta, Diptera, Culicidae. The transcript has 4 exons. Bases 1669 to 2835 code for a protein of 388 amino acids.
UCAAUGCUUUGUUUUCUUUUUUGAAAACUUCAUUUUCAGAUUUCAUUGAUUCAAUUUUUUCCUGUAAAACUUUAUUUGCGUUGCGUAAUUGGUUGUUUUCGUCCAGGACAUUUUGUAGCUGAUUUUCUAAUUUGGCGAUUGUCCCAUUGUCUGAAACGUUUGUUUUUUGGCAAAUAUUCGUUUGAUUCGUAAACAUUGAAUUAAAAUUCAUGUUUUCGAUAUCACUAUCACCAACAUUAUCACCCACAAUUAAAUUGUUUAUGGUAUCAUUACUUGGAGUAAGAACACAACGGAUUGACGGAACAGCUGAAAAACAAAUGAUCGUAUUAGAACAUUAUUCGUUUGUAGAUCCUAGACAUUUAUUAUUGAACUAGUUAUAUAUACAUUUUCUGUCUUUCAUCUAAACUCUAUUGAGUACCUAUAAACUUGCACGCUUGGAAAACAUAAUUAAUUCUAAACCAAGAGUAAAAUACCAGAAUUAACACCUCUCAAAAAAUAUAAUUCUCAAUAUCAUUAUGAAACAACAAAGAAUAACUUUUAAGUUUAAUUUUGACUUUUGAUUUUGAUUUCCCUUUGAUCUUGUUUGUUAAUGUAUGCAGCAAUUGUAUGAAUUUAGUAUAGCCAUACUGCAUAAAUAGAAGAGUAUAAUAUUGUUGCGUGCAUUAUUUGACUCGUUUUUUAGCAUAAUUUAAUAUUUCAAAGUAAUUUUCACCAUCUAGCGUUUGUAUUUGUGUGCUUUUUGUUUUUCAUGAAUUGUAACUAGAUCCUCCUGACAAAGUAUUUAUGGUUGUUUAUAUGAAUAUAUGAGUUUAACCUAACAAAUUAUAAUAUUAAUUACACGUUUACACGAGAAUUGACCGUAUCUGUUAUGUAACGACAAACACGUUUAUAAAACUAAGAAACACAUUAAAUCGCCAAUUAUGAAUAAAUACUUACCAUUUGGGUAAAGUUUCGCCAAUCCUGUAUUGGUCCCGCUUCGAGAUAACAUUUGGUAAUCCUCUUCCCGAAAAUGAUUUGAACAAAUAACACCACAUUUCGGAGGUUGCCAAUUUGCAUCCCGUUCGCAAAAUUGUAUCCAUUUCACACGUAAAUCACCAUGCGUAGGAAAUUUAUGAAAUUUUACCGAAAUUCCUUGUCUCUUAACAGAGCCAGGGGUGUUUUUGCAACAUGCAACAGCACACGGGUUCGGCAUUCUGCUUUCUUUGUUUGCUAUUAAUAAUAACAAAGUAAUUCACAGAGUAAUUGCCCAAUCACAACAAAAUAAUGAAAAUACACUCGCUUUCUAUACUUUCGAAUGAUUUUAUCAGUGCAAAUAGCGCAGAAAAAUGAAAAAUAUGAAUUUUUGCUUCAAUCGCUAUCGAUUUUCACGUGGAAUUGCCUUGAUCAACGAUCUGAUUUGACAGCAAAAUGCGCGCUCCUUCGGGAACCCAUCCCAAUGCGCAUAUUGGUUGCAUUUUGGUCGGAUAGCGGUCGAACCAGUUUGUCAGCGUGUAAACAGCAGCCUGUUUAGAGUGUGUGGGGGUGUGGAGCGUCUCAGAGGGUUUUUAACCAAUAUUUAGAUCAAAGUGUAUUUUGCGUUUGAUGUUUAUGUUUUUGUUUUGAUUUUGUUUGCGCUGUAAAUUCGUCACAAAAUUAGUUGUUCUCGCAAAAAAUAACUAUUCGUCCAAAAUGUAUUCAAAAAAGAUACGAAAAUCGGGUGCGUUUUAUCGAACCCGCGAUAGAAGACGCGAAAUGUUUGACCAAAAGUGGCGAGAUGAGCAUGGAGAAACAAGCGGUGAAAACAUGCAAACAAGUGGUUCAGCCAACGAAACCAAUUAUCCAGACCUUACGGCAAAUGAAGACAACGAUGCUGUGGGAACUGUAGCCAGUAAUAUGGAUCCAGAGCAAUCUUAUUCAAGUAACGAUGAUUCUAACGUAGAGGAGGAGUUAGACAUAGAAGAAAGAAGUUUCGAAGACAAACUACGUAUUUGGGCACUUUUGACUAACCAAACUCAUCGGGCGUUAAACUCAUUAUUGAAAAUAUUACGUGAUGAACUAGACAGUACCGAUGUACCUAAGGAUGCUCGAACAUUAUUAAAAACCCCGACCAACAUUACAGCAGAUGAUUCAGCCCUGAAAGUAACAAAUAUUCAGGGAGGUCAACUUUGGUAUCAAGGCAUUGAUUGUUGUUUGCAGCAGCACUACAGUGAAGCAACGCCGAAUUUACAAACUUUAAAGCUAGAUUUCUUUAUGGAUGGAAUCCCACUCCAUAAGAGUGGGCCAACUGAGUUUUGGCCGAUACUCAUGAAAGUGUUUGGUGAAUCUAGUGAAGAUGUGCUGGUCGUUGCAGUAUAUUGUGGAGAUACGAAACCACAGUCCGUGGAGGAGUACCUAAGAACAUUUGUAAAUGAGCUGAACAACUUGCAGGAGAACGGCAUAAUGGUUAACGGCCGCAGAUAUGAAAUAAUGUUGCGAGCAAUCAUUGCAGAUACUCCGGCUCGUGUAUUUAUUAAAGGUGUCAAAUCAUUCAACUCGUCUAGUGGCUGUUUGAAAUGCACUGUAAAGGUCAUAAAAGAUCGGGAAACGAAACGAUCCUACUAUGAUGGAAUUAACGGACAGCCUCGAACAGAUGAGCUAUUCAAAGCGAAGCAUUAUAAAACUCACAUAAAAAAUGACACACCUCUUACCGAUCUGCAUAACUGUGAUAUAAUCAAAAGUAUAAUUAUUGCUGACGAUCUACAUCUAUUUCAUUACGGAGCUCUAAGAAAACUAUUGAAAGGUUUUACGCAGGGUAAUUUUGGAAAUGAGCCUAAGCUUACUUUCAAACAUCGUAAAGAGAUUUCUUCAUUUUUAUGAAUGCUAAAAUUACCAUGUGAGAUUCCUCGCAAAAUACGAGGCCUAAAUUCGUUAAAAAUAUGGAAAGCUUCUGAAUUUCAAAGCUUUCUUCUCUACGCUAGUGUGGAAGUUCUUAAAGUACGAAUAACUGACAGAGCUUAUAAUCAUUUUAUGUUACUGUUUUGUGCCGCAACUUUUUUUUUCAUCUGAAGUCUACGAAAAAUAUUGGGAAUAUGCAGGAAGACUCUUAGAUCUGUUUGUAGAAGAUUUUCCGGAAGUAUAUGAUAAAACGCUUUUAUCUAGUAAUAUACAUAACCUGCAUCAUGUGUAUGAAGAUGUUCGUGAAUUUGGACCUUUGCCUACAGUAUCAUCUUACAUUUAUGAAGGUCAUCUACAAAACAUGAAACGAGUUACGCGCAGUAAAAAAAUGUUUAGAACAAAUAAGAAAUAGAAUCAAGGAACUAUGUUAUUUAAAUUCAGCAAAGACAAACACAAACUCAAAAUUUUAUUUUAUCAAGAUGAAAGGCAAUAAUACCGUGAUGCAUAUAAAAAGCAACUUUAUACUCAGAAAUGAUCAGAGAAACCAAUGGUUUACGACGAAAGAUAAUUCUAUUUUUCUAUAUAGUUCAGCGAUAGAAACUUCCACGGGCAUACUGAUUCAAGCAAAAAAAGUUGAUUCUAAAAGUAUUAGUUUCUCCCAACCAUGCCCUUCAUCCUAUUUAAAUAUUUAUGAUCUAAAUAUGGUAGAUCUUUGUAAUGUUUUUAUUACAAUCCCCGUUUCGGAUGUAAAAUGCAAACUAGCUGCCAUACCAAAAACAAUGACUAACAUAAUGGAUAACAUCUCAUAUAAGUUUAUUCCUGUAUAUAAUACAUUUUUGAACACAUGAAACCUUAAAAUUAUGUAAAUUCCUGCUUGACGAUUUUCAUUUGUUAAUUUACCAAAAAAUAAAAGAUGCGGAUAACGUGAAAAAAUAUGUUUUGUCAAUUCAUUUAAUUUAUUAUAAAUUCUGUUCAUCACAUAAUUCAAGCUGU